Messenger RNA from Phacochoerus africanus (Common warthog), 1016 nucleotides. RefSeq names its product THO complex subunit 7 (gene THOC7). The transcript has 8 exons. Gene Ontology annotation, cellular component: THO complex part of transcription export complex. Lineage: Eukaryota; Metazoa; Chordata; Mammalia; Artiodactyla; Suidae. The coding region runs from base 136 to 750 and encodes 204 amino acids. Gene Ontology annotation, biological process: mRNA processing; mRNA export from nucleus. The record is from RefSeq and is a predicted model, not a curated record.
UCAGGCGGCGGAGCGGGAGGCCGCGGGCGCCGCCGCCUCCUCCUCCAUGGCUGUUUACCCGGCUGCAUUGUGGGAGUUUGACCUCCGCCGCCGCCAACCGCCGCCUCAGCUUGCGCCGCCGCCGCCGCGCACGCCAUGGGAGCCGUGACUGACGACGAAGUCAUAAGGAAGCGUCUCCUAAUUGAUGGAGAUGGUGCUGGAGAUGAUCGGAGAAUUAAUCUGCUAGUGAAAAGUUUCAUUAAAUGGUGCAACUCUGGAUCCCAGGAAGAAGGAUACAGCCAAUACCAACGUAUGCUGAGCACACUGUCCCAAUGCGAAUUUUCAAUGGGUAAAACUUUGCUGGUAUAUGACAUGAAUCUCAGAGAAAUGGAAAAUUAUGAAAAAAUUUACAAAGAAAUAGAAUGUAGUAUUGCUGGAGCACAUGAAAAAAUUGCUGAGUGCAAAAAGCAAAUUCUUCAGGCAAAACGAAUACGAAAAAAUCGCCAAGAAUAUGAUGCUUUGGCAAAAGUGAUCCAGCAUCAUCCAGACAGGCAUGAGACAUUAAAGGAACUAGAGGCUCUGGGAAAAGAAUUAGAGCAUCUUUCACAUAUUAAAGAAAGUGUUGAAGAUAAGCUGGAAUUAAGAAGGAAACAGUUUCACGUUCUUCUGAGUACUAUCCAUGAACUUCAGCAAACACUGGAAAAUGAUGAAAAGCUCUCGGAAGUAGAAGAAGCUCAAGAAACAAGCAUGGAAACGGAUCCUAAACCAUAAACCAGCUAAUCACUCACCAUUCCCAAGAAUACUGAAGUAGCAACGUGAGCUUACUGUGUUUAGCAUUUGUUGUACUCUUGAGAUAUUUAAAGUUUUGGCAGUGAACUACUUGGCUUUUAAAUAUUAAUGUACGGUUCAUUCACAUUUUUUCACACUAAGGAAGAUGCCUUCAUCAUAGAUUUGUUUUUAUUGAAAUGCCUUUUUUAUUCUUAAAGUUGAAAGGAAGCAACAUCCAAAAAUGUUUAAUAAAAUGUUUUCCAGCCAGA